CACCUACCGACAUGACCUCUUCUCCUCCGCGACGGGGCCUGGCGGGCAGCGAGAUAGGGCAUAACGCCUCGACGCCGACUUUGACGUCACUCAAUCUCGACGAAGGAGGCGCCGGAACUAAGCGGCAGAGCAUUGACAUUGAAAAAAGGGCUGUAGUAGCCGAUGCAGACGUCGGGCAGGAGCGUGCAAGAUCAGUGAAUGAGGGGAGAAGAACGUCCGGGUCGACUUAUUCUUCAGCGCGCUCGUCACCGACCCUUGAGAAUGGAGGCACCUCGGCGCAACGUGAAGACGGCGAAAAAGAAAAUCUGCUGAGACUCGAGGGAGAUGAGAAUCCAUUGAAUUGGCCGAAGACGAAGAAGUGGGUCAUCACCAUCGUGGCCUCCUAUUGCUUCCUGAGUGAAUCUCUAGGCGCUUCAAUGCCCAGUGGAGGAGCGGAAGCGAUCAGCAAAGACCUAGACAUGAGCAAGGAAGUCUUUAGUCUCGUCACCACUACCUAUGUCCUCGGCUACGUUUUUGGUCCCCUCAUCUGGGCGCCUCUCUCGGAGCUACGGGGACGCUUUAUCGUCAAUCUGACCUCGACUAUUGGCCUUGGUUUGUGGAAUGUCGGAGGAGCCCUGGCACCCAACACGCGGACUCUCCUGGUUCUUCGAUUCUUCGCCGGUCUCUUCGGGUCAGCAGCGCAGUCUAACUCUGGAGCAACCAUCUCGGACAUGUGGGCGCCGCGGGUCAGAGCGUGGCCAAUGAUGACUUACACAGUGUCGGCGUUAUGCGGACCAACUCUGGCACCUUUCAUCGGCGGCUUUAUCUCGACUGCUUCGCCGACGUCGUGGCGCUGGAUCUUCUGGACGUUGUCCUUGACCUCUGCUUUCACCCUGGCCUCCAUCAUGGUCAUCGGACACGAAACGUACGCGCCUGUCUUGCUCGCUCGUAAAGCCAAGAAGCUACGUCAAGAGAGGGGAGACAGUACAAUUGUGGCGCCUAUAGAGGAGGCGAAAGUGGACCUGAAAGAGGUUCUCACCGUCUAUGUCUCGCGCCCUCUUCGACUCACCGUCACUUUUCUUCCCUGCGCCUACACCUGCUUCGUAAUGUCGUUUGCCUACCUGGUGCUCUUCAUCUUCUUUGAGGCGUUUCCGGUCAUUUUCAGUGGCGUCUAUGGCUUCAACCCGGGAGAGUCAGGACUGGCCUUCUUGCCGGUGGCGGUCGGCAUCGUUGCAUCACUGCCUUUCGUUGCUUACUUUAAUCGUUACUACGUGCGAAAACGUGACGAGAAAGAGGGUCCGGCGCCCGAGGCUAGGCUUAUUAUGACGGCCUAUGCCGCACCGCUAUUCAUCCUCGGCUUUCUCUGGACGGGAUGGACCGCCAGAAAAGACAUCCAUUGGAUUGUGCCGAUGCUGGGUGAGAUUCCCGUUGGUAUCGGCCUCAUUUUCUUUUUCAACUCGCUUGCGACCUACGUUGUCGAGUGCACGCAAAGAUAUGCAGCCAGCGCUCUGGCGGCCGCCUCCAUGUCACGGUCGCUCCUUGCGGCCAUUGCGCCGCUUUACGGUCGGCAGAUGUUUGAAUGGAGCAUUGGCUGGUCCAUGUCGAUUCUCGCCUUCAUAUCGCUCGCCAUCUCGCCACUACCCUACUUCUUUUACCAGUGA
Messenger RNA from Acaromyces ingoldii, 1640 nucleotides. RefSeq names its product MFS general substrate transporter. The coding region runs from base 12 to 1640 and encodes 542 amino acids. Gene Ontology annotation, biological process: transmembrane transport. NCBI's taxonomy places the organism in Eukaryota, Fungi, Basidiomycota, Exobasidiomycetes, Exobasidiales, Cryptobasidiaceae. Gene Ontology annotation, molecular function: transmembrane transporter activity. The transcript has 6 exons. The record is from RefSeq and is a predicted model, not a curated record.